UGGUCCUUAGUUCGCUCAGUUCUAGUUGCAUCUUCCCGCUCUCUCUUUCUCUCUGUUAGAAAUGAUCCCGCGAAUGCACGGAGAAAUUGGAAUGCGUGAUGGAUUAGAUGUUGCGAUGAUGGAGUGCUUGUGAUCUAUUCAUUUUUUUAAGUGCUUUUUUUUUACUUGUUAACGGCAUUUCCAUUGCUGGGAAAAGCAGUCGUGGAUUAUUUCUGUGAUUUUGCAUGGCUCCUUUAGAUAUGAUGAACCAGUUGUGCAAAGUUUGCGGUGAACCAGCCGCAGGAUACCACUUUGGCGCUUUCACAUGCGAAGGUUGCAAGUCCUUCUUCGGCCGCACGUACAACAACCUUGCUGCCCUCGGAGAAUGUAAAAACAGUGGACAGUGUGUCAUCAAUAAGAAAAACAGAACAUCCUGCAAGAGUUGUCGGCUAAAGAAAUGUCUGCUUGUUGGAAUGUCGAAAAGCGGCUCUAGGUAUGGACGUCGUUCUAACUGGUUCAAAAUCCAUUGCCUUAUUCAAGAUCAAGCUGAAAUGACUAGCAGAUUAGCCGACCAGGGAGUGCUUUCGAACAAUCAUUACGAUACAAAAGAUAUAGUACAUCACUUCCGUUCUGAUUUCAGCGAUGUACCGCUGUCUACAAAUGGACAUUCUAGCAGAGGAUCUCCUUCCUCUGAUCCUGGUACUAUGGAGACUACAAGUAGCCCUGUGGCGUAUCAUUUUUAUCCUUCCAAAAGCUCUGCAAACGGAUAUUCAAAUGGUUAUCCAGGAUACGACGCAAACAGUCCACCGUACGAGAGGAAAGAAAAUGUAGCAUUCCAUCAUCACCAUCAUCAUCAUCUUCCAUUGUCACCAGUAUCUCCCCUGCAUCCUAGCAAAUUUUUCUUUCAUUCAGCUAACAGCAGUUUUUAUACGAAGAAUUUCAACACUCUACCUAAAGUGUUGAGUACAGACAUAAACUAUUCUGCUCCCCAUCGAUUGUUAGGUGUCCCAAGUGGUAUUUUAAGUAGUCCACCUGUACUUAAUACACCUCGAGAAAGACCUGUGAUUUGCACGGAAGCUUUUGGAGACAUUCCAGAACAAGAGACACCCAUUGAUUUGUCUGUCAAAAAACCUGAGACACCGAAUUCUGAUAGCACGAUGGAUGGCAUAAACGGUAAUGAUGAAGAAGAAUAUAUCAAUAUGGAUGAUAAUGAUGAGGCAGAUGAAAUUCCCGCCAGAGCUGAGACACCUUUAGAUUUAACAUCAAAGAGAGCCGUUUCCUGUUAGAAGUUUAUUAAUAUUGCUUAAAUUUAUGAUUAUUGUUGAGUUUGUUAUUGUUAUGUUUUUCUUUGAAAUUAUAAUUUUUUUAUUAAAAAACAUUAUCUCAAAAAGGUGCUACUUUUGAGAGUAGGCAAUAAUAAAUUUCUCGUCAUAAAUGAUGAUUUUAUUUUGCCUAAAAGAUGCCGUGUUAAAAUACUGAACAUUGCUUUCAUGAAAAUCAAACGAAUGGCCAGUUCAUUAUGUGAUCAAAUCUUCCUUAAGUGCCGCUAUUACGUUGGCGAUACUACUAUGCAAAUCACCUAAGUCAGAAACAAAGAAGAAAAAACUUGAGUUCGAAUUCAGGUUUGCAGAAAAAAAGCUGCGAUUCUUUUCAGAAAAAAAUGGUGCAUUUGCAUUUUAAACCCACCAUGUACAGCUUUUUUGUUGUGAAAAAUAUAUGUUUAGAAAUACUCAUGGUCUUAAUGUACACCGAUUCAUGUGACAUUCCAUUACGCAAACAUGCGUAUUUAAAUGUGAGCCUUAUUUCAAGCCAUUAAUGUUUUGUUCAUCGUAAUGAUGUUUUAUUAAUUAUGCCAUAAGUAAAUAUGUAAAUUUACAUUGUUAUGCUUUGAGUCCUACCUCUGUUAUAUGAAUGUUGAUUUCACUUUGUUUCUUUUUGUCCCAUAACUUUCAAAGUUUAAUCUUUAUCUCUGAUUUAUAACCUUUUUCAGAUAAGCACAUGCAAUCAUAUUUUUGUACUACUAUUCUCUGUAUGUCAUAAUCAUUUCUCGUUUUUCAAUUAUGUGCAAACUACUUAACAGAAAAAUAUUUUUUAUGAAUACCAUUUAUACAGUACAGUAAAACCCCUCCUAACGGACACCCCUCUUAUGCGGACAAUUUUUAAUUCCCCAGUUCCAAUGCAAAUAACAUUAUUAAACCCCUGCCCUGCGGACAAAUCUCUAUUGCGGACAAAAAAAUUUAUCCCGUAGGUGUCCGCAUUAGAGGGAUUUUACUGUAAUUGAUAUUUUAAAGUCAGGUUCAUAAAUCAUACAAAAAGUUCACGAAACCAAUGAAGACUUAAUUUUUUCAAUGAAUAUUUACUCGAAGCUUGGAAAUGGUCACAUUUAGUUCUACCUCAAAAAAAAAAAAAAAAAAAAAAAAAAAAAAAAACCCAUUUGAUGAAAGUGAGAUAUCGAGAAUAAACAAAUCAUUCACUUAGAUUUGUUCAUAAAUGAGACCACAUCUAUGAAUGCAACCGAGGCGACCUUGCAUAUAACGAUUUCUUAAAGUACUAUCUUGGCGAUGAAUGAGCAGUUUUCUGCUGUAAAACAUUGCGCAGCAAAGUCAAUUUUAGGUCGAUAAAAAUUUAUAAGCGUGACUUUCCAUUGUCUUGUGAUCAGUGAGAGUGAAAAGCAGUAAAAUCUUCUGCUAGUCGAGCAGAAGAUUGGUCAAUAACGCUCUUCCGGACAUGUAUGUCAAUAGGUUAGCCGCUACGGUCUGAAUGUCAGCUCAGAUUCAUCAUUCAAAAAAUCUCCCUCGCUAUGAGUGAAAGUACUGACACGGUUUUUCUUGCGCUUGAACAAUAUUCAUUGUUCCUAAUUAGAGUCAGAUGUUGUAGAGAAUAGUGUAUUUUGUACGAAUUACAUCACCGGAUUACAAUCUGCGGACUCAUCCUAUGAAUAGCUAGAAGCACCCAAACAUUAAAUUAGACGGGCCAAUUAUUUUUAGCCUUUCCUUUAUUUGGUUACAAACGAGAAUAAUUUCUUCUGAAAAAUAUGGAAAUCGUAGUAACCUUACACUAAAACACAUUGAAAUCCUAGCAAAAAGAAAAGUUUUUACAGUAAAUUCCCAAUUAUCCGCGGAAUAGGGUGGCAAGGUAAACUUGGAUAAGCAAAAACCGCGGAUAAUCCGAAUAAUAGGUAAAAAAUUAUACUACUGUAUAUAAUAGCUAAAAAAUAUGAUUAGCACUCUCAUAAACAUUUAAAUUAUAGCUAAAAAUAUUGCUACAUUGCUACUACGUAUACUGAUUGCAAAAAAUGUACAUAUAAAAAGCUAAAAUCGAACAAAUACACAAUCAUUAUUUAAAAAAAAAACAUUAAUGACCGUUAAAAAAUAACAAUAAAUUGUGAAAAGAGCCGCGGAUAAACCGACCGCCGAUAAUCGGGAGUUUACUGUAUUUUAGUAUACUACCGAAAAUUUACUGCACAUUCAAGAUACCAGUCAUUUAAAAACGUUUGAAUAGACUUUACUGCCAGUAAAAAUCAUUUUUGAGGUAAGUGUUUAUCAUGAAAAAUUUAAUUAUACGACAGGUCGUAAAUGUGAGAGCAAUACCUUCCAUUAGCAAUAAUCACCGACCUUGAACUUAAUAUUGGGGUUAUGUAUGUUACGUCACAUCUGUCAGUGGACAAAUUAAAUGACCGCGGUUGGUACUGUUCCGUUCUCGCUCAAAACCGUAAAAAAAUAAUGUUUGGAGGAUGUGGUUUCAGGUUUCGAGGACCGUCAAAGAAUUAAACAAUAACAUACCAUUUCAUUGCGGAACACGCUGUAACAAAAGAACAUUAACUGAAUCGGGGAGGGGGGGGGAUAACUAUUCUUAAUUUUAUUUUAAAUAUUUUUAAAAACAAGACAAAAAAAAAUGUAAUAAUGUAAUUGUUAAAUAUAAUUAAAUACUGCUUUCAAAUUAAAAUUUUUUGGCUGAUCACUUUUUGUCUAAAAUACAUAAAUUACUCUAUUUAUAGAAUUUAAAAAUAAUCAUUUUUUAUAAAAUCGAUAAGCAUUUCCAGAUAUUUUUGAACGUUUUCAAGCAAUAAAUCGACAAAGAAAAAAAAAUUAUAUUAUAUAUCAUAAAUGUGCAAAUUUCGUUGGUAAAACUAUGACUAUUUUUUAAUGAAAAAAUAUGUAAUCUAAAAGUGCAAUCGCACCUUCAUUCUUUUUUAAUUAUGUAUUCCAAAUUUCAUUGGUUGUAAAACGAGGCAGGGGGAAGAAAAGGGAUGUAAGUGACAAAAUUGUAAAUUGGAGGCAAUCAGAGCAAGUAGUAGGAGAACCUCCCUUCUGUUUUGGGGCAGGAGAUUGUACUAGUAGUGCUGGUAGAGGCUGAUACACAGCAUGAUUUAAAAAGAAAAAUAAUUAAUGAAAGCCUACCUAAAAUCUGAACUUUAAACGCGUUUUCCUCAAAAUUUUACAAAGUCUACUUGCAUCCCUUUGCUUUGUCACUGCCUCAAAUGUCUGCUACCCCACCAAAAUUAUUUUACAUAUCGUCGCCUCAGAGCAACAGCAGGAUAUCUUACUGUUAUUCCUGGGAUUGGAUGUCUUACUGCUGCUCUGAGGCGACGAUAUUUUUUUAAUCAUUAAAAGAUAAUAAUAAUAACGGUUUUUUAAAUGACAGAAAUGAUUACUAAAGUCUUUUAUUGUAACAAUGAAAUCACUUACUCUCGAAUAUAUUAUACAUUUAAUAGUGGUGUCUUAUAAAAAUGUAAAUGAUACUGAUUCAGUUCCUGAUCAAUUACAAUAAGGUAGCGAACAAAAUAUCGAAAGAAAAUAAAAACUUGGGUUGAUUUUCUUUCAGAAGGCACGCACAUUUUCCAUUUAAUUUAUUCUCUAAAGCUGAUACCAAUUAUUCGAUGUCUUGGAUGUAAAUCAUUUACAUUUUUACAAUUCCAUCUUGUUUAUUUAUUUUUUUAAUAUUAUUUUCCUUCCUAUGCGCUUCUUCAGCAAAGUUACUGCAAGUGAAAAAGUAAAACAUCGGAAACAAUCAAAAACGCCUUUGCUAAGUGCCAACUUUGGGUGCCUUUAACGUGAUAUUAUUUGGUACAUAUAUAUGUUGAAAAAAAGAAAUUUCCUUUCCUACACUUUGCACUAAACAUUAUUUUGAAGAUUUUUUUUUAAUAAAGUGUUUGGAGGGUGAGAAACUUUGAUGUAGAACCCUUCAUUUUAUUGUACGUACUUGUGAGUUAUAAUCAAAUGGUUGUGUUCGGCCCUGUUAAGAGGACAUCGCCGAAUUAUAUAAAGAGCUUUAGAGAUGCGUCCAACAUCAUUUUAUUUAUUUUUUUACACGAUCAAAAAGCGGAACCUACUUAAGAAUUUUAUACUGUUUUUAACUAACUUUGAAUACAGCAAUAUUUCUUCUCAACAGUUUUACAUCAUAUACAUGAUAUUUUUCUAAGCCAUUUAUGUACGUAGGUACUAAAUCAUUUUUUGUAAAUACAAGAUCUUAUUUUUACAACUUUGUUACUCGACUUCAACCAAUCUCUCUAUCAGGAGCCAUAAAUGCUCAAAUGCUUUGGUCCAUGAGAAAUAGGAGCAUUUAUUGUGUAUAAUUGUUUAAAACAUGAAUGUAAAACGAGUAAAACAUUUUAUUUGUUUUUAUCAGAGCUUUUUGUAAGGAAAAAAAAUAAGUCAUGUGCAUAAAUAAUUCCUAAAAGUAUACAUCAGAAACUCUUCACCGAAAAAGAUUGGUAGUGUGUUGCAUCAAAAAGUGAUAAAACGUUACAGACUAAACGGAAUGGUGCUAAGAUUUACCAUACGUUUCUGCUUACUUGAGCAUGAGGCACAAACUAUAUAGUUAAUCUAGCAUGAUUCUUAAAAAGCCAGCCAAUUAGCACUGCUUUUUUUGAAACACACCACAAAUAUUUUACGGUGAUGCUCAAAUUGUAUGCAGAUGAGUAAACAUACUAUUUUCACAGUAAAACGUUUGUGAAAAAUUCUCAUUUCUCUUAGGUCCUGCAACCGUAUGUAAUAUACGAAACUAUAUCAUUUCUUAAUGUGUUAUUUUUAUCGCUAUUGAUCAGAAAAGAUUGUAUAUUUGGGAUUGGAAAUUUAAUAAAU
Messenger RNA from Uloborus diversus, 6062 nucleotides. RefSeq lists its product as uncharacterized. Bases 225 to 1265 code for a protein of 346 amino acids. NCBI's taxonomy places the organism in Eukaryota, Metazoa, Arthropoda, Arachnida, Araneae, Uloboridae. The record is from RefSeq and is a predicted model, not a curated record. The transcript is spliced from 4 exons. Gene Ontology annotation, biological process: regulation of DNA-templated transcription. Gene Ontology annotation, molecular function: DNA-binding transcription factor activity; zinc ion binding; sequence-specific DNA binding.